AUGGAUGCUAUUCCAAAUUUUUUGGUGGAUAUACGGAAUUCUGAUGAGACACUCAUGGCAUUCACAUCUGUGUUUGGGAAACCUGACCUAUUGGCAGAGAAAAACACUUGUGUAAAUGCUGACUCUACAUUUGAAGCACUUCACUUGUUAUGGUACAACCGUCACAUUACCAAGGGUCUCAAAGCCCCAUCUGAUGUGCCACCGUCUAUGCUUGACAAAGUGGGCUGCAAACAUACCAAUCACAGCCAGAUGAUCCCCUAUAUAUUCAAGGACGUCAGUAAUAACCAGGAAUUAUUUCAGUCCCUCAAAGUUGUCUUUGAAGAACUGUUUAACUGGAUACAUUGUAUUAUGCAAAUCCACCUGCCUGAAGAGUGUCAGAUGCUUAAGCAAGUUGCAUCUAUCUUACCAGCAAACCAUUGCUCCCCAACCGCCCCCUUCCUGUCAAUUGUCAUUAACAUCAAUGUGCAAACAAAGGCUCACCAAGAUAGCAAGGAUCAGGAGCAUUGUCUUGUUCUCCCCAUUGGAUCAUUUAAGGGGGUUGCUCUUGCCAUGGUUGAGGCAGGCCUUGUUAUUGAGCUGAACCAUGGGGACUUUGCAAUUUUCAGGUUGUCUGAUAUCACUCAUCUCAACCUUCAUUAUUAA
Molecule: messenger RNA, 642 nt
Organism: Serpula lacrymans var. lacrymans S7.9
Lineage: Eukaryota; Fungi; Basidiomycota; Agaricomycetes; Boletales; Serpulaceae
Exons: 5
Coding region: 1-642 (213 amino acids)
Source: RefSeq, a predicted model, not a curated record